Molecule: messenger RNA, 5011 nt
Organism: Beta vulgaris subsp. vulgaris (sugar beet)
Lineage: Eukaryota; Viridiplantae; Streptophyta; Magnoliopsida; Caryophyllales; Amaranthaceae
Product: leucine-rich repeat receptor protein kinase HPCA1
Exons: 19
Coding region: 1871-4693 (940 amino acids)
Biological process (GO): protein phosphorylation
Molecular function (GO): protein binding; ATP binding; protein kinase activity
Source: RefSeq, a predicted model, not a curated record
ACCCAUGCUUCACCCACUAUUUCUAUAUGAAUAUCUUAUCAAAGUCUUAAUCUUUGAUUAUUUUCAUUAUUAGUAACUUAUUAACAUUAAUUUUGAAUAUGCAAACAUUGUCAACUAAGAUUACAUCAUGUCAAAGUUUAUUUUGUUCUAUAAUCAAAGUAAAACUCCAUAUAGUUUUGAAUCUUUCUUGCAAUGGCUAUUGACGAAGUCAAAUUUAAACUUUUUUUUUCAUCUGGGUGGUUGGUAUUUGUUUAAUACCAAUGAAGAAAUUAUGUUCAUUUGUUUGCCUAAGUCUUCAUUUGAGCACUUUUUUUUUGUAGAACUACAUAAUAUUUGGAGUAUUGGAGUAUGUUCUUCAUCAAAAAGUACCAGUAAAUUGUAAUAGAAGUGGAAACUUUUACAGUUUCCUUUUUAAUGGCAAUUUUUGAGGGUAUUGUUUAAUUAGGAAGAAGCAACAAAUAAUCUAGGUUAUACUUUAUAGGGAUGAAUUCAAGCAUCUUGGUCAAUUUGUUGCUUAUAUACUCAUAUUGUUGGGUUGUGGUAGCAAGAACAGAUCCUAAUGAUUGUAAGUUGAUCCAAAGUUUAUGUCUUUUUUUCCCCAUCUAGGCAUUUAUUAUGUUUCAAUAUGCUCUUCAACUUACUUUUUUUGAACUUAACUUAUUUUUACUGGUGAAACUGUUUUAUAGUGAUUGAAAUUGAUCUGUAUUGAUUAAAAGCUGGUUUACCACUUAAAGCUGAUUUUUGCUACUUCUAUACUGUUUGUCACAUGUGGUUACCAAUUGGGGUAUUCGUGCUAGCUGAUCGUGAUCGAAAGUGAUAUUCUUUCAAUGAAAGGGGCCUCAGUGUUGUGAUUUAGUUUGUGGCUUUUAGUGUUUACUUGUUUUAGAGUUGAUUUUACUUGCUCAUUAGUCAUUAGUAACUACUUAGGAUAUUGAGUAGGGAUUUGAGAGGAGGGUGCUUUGAAGUUAGUUGGAAGAGGCUCCUACUAGAGAUUUACUUGUUAAUAUUGGCAGUGUCAUGAUCUCUGGCCCCUAUGCUUUUAGGUGGAGAUUCAGGAUUUUAUUUUUCAAGAAACGACUUCUACAGUAUGGGUUAGCCAUCACAUUUCAAUGCAUGCUUCGCCUUGUGUGGUCAAUGAUUCUAUAAAUAUUAAAUAUUAGGAAUCAGAUUUUGAUGAUAAUUGUGCAACUACUCACUGGCAUGCCCUGAUUUAGAUGAUGCCUUACGCGCAUAAUCCAUUCAGGUUUCUUGGUUGAAAGAUGAUCAUGUUAGUCAAUUAUGCAUUUAGUUCUAAAAAAGCUAUGUCUAGGCUGAGUUGUGUAAUAGUUUUGGUUCUUCUUAAGGAAAUCAAAUAAAAUAGAAAUCAUCAUCCAUUUGUUGUAGAGGAAAUGGGUAACUUAGCAAAAUCGAGCUGACAAACAACAGUAGUUCGUAAAAAUUAUAUUAGCCAAUGGAGUGAUAGAUUUAUGAUAACAUUGUUAAAGAUCAGUUUGAUGUACAUGGACCUCUUCCUCUUGGUUUAAAAGGACGAUGCAAGGAAAUUAGAUUCUUGUUUUGCAUAAUUCUUCCAAAAUCCUUCCUUCUAUCCUUCUUGUACAAACCAUAUAUCUUAAUAAGCAGCUAGAAGCAACACUCAUCUGGAAUUGUAUAGAGCCUUUAGUUAAUAGCUGCUAAGAACUUAUGGCUCUUGUUCUAAAGGUCUUUUUAUAUGUGAUAACAAGUCCUUGAGUUCUGAGUUCGAUGUACUUAAAAUUUGGAUGCUCUUUGGGCCAAUAUUUCCUGAGGUGAAAGCACCCUUCACAGAUGUGUGGCGUUGAAACUCACAAGUUACUACAGAGUCUCCUUGCAGUGUCUCCAUUUUUCAAGAUACAUGAAUAUAGUUGCAUUUCCUAUGGACUGUACCAUUCCAGCUUUGGUUAAGCUGAGUAUUUUGGAAGAGGAGACAUCAGACAUCUAUGUUUUCUUAUGGUGUCUCGUGACUGCAUUGAGAUCGCUCCAGGAACAAUGGCAAAACACACCACCCAACUGGGUCAGACGUGAUCCAUGUGGUCGGAGAUGGGAGGGAAUUUAUUGUAAUGAAUCACGUGUAAUUGAGAUUAUAUUGCCAGGAACGAAUUUAGCUGGUCCAUUGCCUGAAGAAAUCUUAUCAUUAUCUGAACUACAGACUUUAGAUCUAUCGAACAACAGAGGUUUGACAGGCCCACUUCCAUCAAGUAUCGGCAAUCUGAGUAACUUAGUGAGCCUUGUUCUUGUGGGCUGUAAUUUCUCUGGUCCAAUUCCAGAGUCUAUAGGAUCUCUUCAGAGGCUUACUCAUUUGUUCCUGAACAUAAAUCACUUUAGUGGAAACAUACCACAUUCCAUUGGUAACCUCAGAAAUCUUAUCUGGCUUGAUCUUAGCGAAAACGAGCUGGAUGGAACAUUACCAAUUUCCAACACGACUACCCCUGGCCUGGACAUGCUGCUUAAUGCCCAUCACUUUCAUCUUGGACAGAAUAGGUUCUCCGGUGAACUUCCAGCAGAACUUUUCAGUUCAAGGAUGACUCUGAUACAUAUCAUCUUAAAUGAGAACCAGCUUAAUGGAAGUAUUCCAGACACACUGGGAGAUAUACGGACUCUAACAGUCAUUCGGUUGGACAGAAACUCCCUUAGUGGGUCUGUUCCCCAAAAUUUAAGCAUGCUCACUAGUUUGAAUCAGCUCUACUUGGCAAACAACAACUUGAGCGGGCCAAUCCCUGAUCUUACAGACAUGAAUCUCCUUACAUAUGUAGACUUGAGUAAUAAUAGCUUCGACGUAGCGGCUGGUCCUCAAUGGUUUGAGACUUUGCCAAAUUUAACAACAUUAAUGAUGGAGAACACUAGAUUAGAAGGGAAUAUAUCAACAGCAAUGUUGAGCUUACCUCAACUACAAACUGUUGUACUAAGAAACAACCAGCUUAAUGGCAAUUUGGAACUUCCUGCAAACAUCAGCAGCAGUCUCCGCCUAAUAGAUCUACGGAAUAAUUCCAUUGAUGGGUUUAGGUUCGGAGUAUACAACAGGAGCAGGCUUAGCAUUAUGCUGGAUGAAAAUCGAUUUUGUCUGACGCCAGAAGCAGCAGGAAUCUGCAAUACUAGCCAACCUUUAAAUUAUUUCAUACCCCUAGAGAAUUGUGCUCCUCUACCCUGCUUUUCAGACCCAACAUCUGAAUCUGAGUGCACUCGACCUUACCUUGGUAACCUGGUAUUCAGAUCAUUCAACUUUUCUGAUCUGGAGAACAUGCUGUACUAUGCCUUUUUGGCAGACUCUUUGCAACCUUUUCUUGCUGAUCGAGUACCAUUAGAUAGAGUGUGUUUAACGAGUGCAAUGAUAGAUGUAAAUGGGUUCCUUGUAUUGAAUGUAUCAUUCUUUCCUCCGGGUGGAGCUUACUUUAAUCGAACAGGAAUAUCUACUGUUGGGAAUGUCCUCAACAACCAUUUAUAUGAAUCACCUUAUGGGCCUUAUUACUACACUGAUCUGCCUUAUACUGCCUUUCCAGAACGAACCAUAAAUACUGGACUUAUUGUUGGACUAGCGGUAGGUGGCUUUGUGCUUGUGGUGCUAACAAUCGCUUCUGGAGUUUAUGCCUAUCGUCAAAGAAAGAUAGCUCAGAGAGCUGCUAAAUUAAACAAUCCUUUCUCAUCUUGGAACGAAGGUAAUGUUCCUCAGUUGAAGGGGGCUAAAUGGUUCUCCUUUGAAGAUGUUCAGCAGUGCACCAGAUUUUUUUCACAUGAAAGUCAGAUUGGAGUUGGGGGUUACGGAAAGGUUUAUAAGGGAAAACUUAGCACUGGAGAACUAGUAGCGAUCAAGAGAGCUCAACAAGGAUCACUGCAGGGCGCCCUGGAGUUCAAGACCGAGAUUGAACUAUUAUCAAGGGUUCACCACAAGAAUGUUGUAAAUCUAAUUGGUUUCUGUUAUGAUAAAGGUGAACAGAUGCUGGUUUAUGAAUACGUCCCAAAUGGCAGCCUGAGGGAAGCUCUCUCAGGGAAAUCUGGAGUUCAACUAAAUUGGAUGAGGAGGCUAAAAAUAGCUGUUGGCGCAGCUAGAGGUCUGACAUACUUGCAUGAGCUUGCUGAUCCACCCAUCAUACACAGGGACAUUAAAUCAGACAAUAUUCUUCUGGGUGAUAACUUGAAUGCAAAAGUGGCAGAUUUUGGUUUGUCCAGACUUUUGAAUGAGGAUAAGGGUCAGGUCACCCAAGUUAAAGGAACAAUGGGUUACUUGGAUCCAGAAUACUACAUGACCCAAAUAUUAACCGAGAAGAGUGAUGUCUAUAGUUUUGGAGUGGUGAUGCUCGAGCUAGUGACUGGAAAGAUGCCUUUAGAGAAAAACAAAUACGUCGUUAGAUUAGUAAGGGAGGCGAUGAUGGAGGCAGGACAUGCAUACGACCUUGUUGAUCCUGCCCUUUCUUCAGACACUCUGGUUGGCAUGGAGAUAUUUGUGAAAUUGGCAAUUAGGUGUCUUCAAGACAUGGGAGAUGAACGGCCUUCAAUGAGCGAGGUGGUGAAAGAGAUUGAGAAAAUGAUCGAAGCAAAUGAUUUGAUUGAUGAAAUUGAAUCAACAACCACUUCAGCGAGCUACGAUGGAGCAAGAGAAGGUGGUCAUCCUUAUAGUCAUAUGUAUAGCAGCAACAGCAAUGUCUCCUUUGAUAGCAGAGCAAGCAGUCCUUUUCUUAGAUGAGCAAACUUUUGUACAAAUGCUCAUCUGGUCACUUUCUUCUUUGUAUUUGAGUUCUAUAUAUAGACUUCUUCCUUUUGACUAUCCCCGUGUAGGGAAAAUAUAAGUUUCAUAUAGUUUUCCGUAAAAACUACAGAAGUUCAAGACUAUAUUAACAAAUACUUCCUCCGCUUUGAAAUAGUUGCACCAUUUCUAUUUUGUGCAUUAUUCACAUCUUACACUUAGAUUGUCUUUGGUGAUUUAUAUUUAAGGAAAAACAUACACGUGGGGUCUUGUUAGAUUUGUGUCGAUGUAAAUUCUUUAAUAUAAUUUUUUUAUAAA